GCAAUUCUCACUUCGCCAAAGCCUGAUGCUUGAGCAUGCGCAAGUCCAGACAUUUCCGUUUGCUAGCCAGGUGCAGAGCAGAACGGAGGCUUCAGGGCCUGCGGCGCCGAAACCAACGAAACAGGUUGAUUUGCAGCGCAGCUGUCAGUGCAUCGGCACGCGGUUGUGAUUGCCGCGGACGUGUGGAUCUCCACAAUUCCAGGCAGGAUGAGAUCCUGCGCAAGGCGCUCUCUUACAGGACACUGCUGUGGCGUAUUCCGCAAUCAUGCAGACAAGUCAAGGACAUCCUGUUCUGGAAAGGCUUCUUACAAAAGCUGGUUUGGCGGCUAGGGGAUUUGGAGGAGCGUGUGCAGGCGAAACAGCCGCCAGCUCGUCCAAGCUUCAAGACGGUUGCAGAGUCCCCCGAGGAGAAGCAAUUGGUAGACAGCGCGCUAAACAAGCACAAGUUGAGUCGCCAUCCGGGUGAGGUCAUUUGUGUGAGAUUCAAUGCUGAAAUAAGCCGACGCCACUUGUCCUGCUUGCUGCCAGACCAGUGGGUGAAUGAUGAGAUCAUGAACUGCUACCUGCGAUUGCUGCAGGAGCAGAGCAAGGGGCAACUUUGGUGUCCCAGCAGCUUCUUCUGGCCGAAAUUAGAGGCAGGAGGGCAUGCUGCUGUGCACCGCUGGGCGAGGCGAGCUGCUGUUGAUGUGGCUGGUUGCAAUGCCAUCAUUGUUCCGCUGCAUUUGGAAGGUUGCCAUUGGUCGCUCGGAGUCUUAGAGAUGCUGCAGCGUAAAAUCCUCUAUAUGGACUCGUUGGGCUUGCCAGCCCCGCAGCAACUGCAGCCGAGGCUGAUCGAGUAUGUUGCAAAGGAAGUGCCAUCCCUUUCAGGCUUCGAUUGGCCGCUUUCGAUGAUCAACAAGACUCCGACGCAGCAGAAUACUUCCGACUGUGGCAUUUUCGUCCUUGCGUAUGCAGAGCGUAUAGCUAUGGGCCUGCCAGUCCGAAGUGUGGAUGGCUCACCGAGCGGCAUUAACCACAAGCGCCGAUCCAUCGCGCUGGCCAUCAUCGAAGGAAAGCUGCCGAGCUCAGAAGAGAAAUCGCUCUCAUUGGCUUUGCUGAAGUUGCAGAGUUUUGCAUUGUAAUUGUUACUAGUAGUAAUGCCCUUGUUACUAGUAGCUUCUUGCUACUAGUAGUAAAAGUUCGAUGCCACGGCAUGGCUGAUCUCCUCAAAGCCGGACGCUUGCCACGCAGCAGAGGAAACCUCCUUUGAAUUGUCCAGCGGGGAUGGCUGGGGAAAGGGAGGGCUGGAAGCUUGUUGGCUGGGACCGCAGAGUAGCGGCGAGAUGUGAAUUGGC
This is a messenger RNA of Durusdinium trenchii, 1334 nucleotides long. Lineage: Eukaryota; Dinophyceae; Suessiales; Symbiodiniaceae. The record is from the annotation of a GenBank genome assembly.